Molecule: messenger RNA, 504 nt
Organism: Ichthyophthirius multifiliis
Lineage: Eukaryota; Ciliophora; Oligohymenophorea; Hymenostomatida
Exons: 2
Biological process (GO): monoatomic ion transport; transmembrane transport
Cellular component (GO): voltage-gated sodium channel complex; plasma membrane
Molecular function (GO): voltage-gated sodium channel activity
Source: RefSeq, a predicted model, not a curated record
AUGGGUUUAGUAUUUGUUGAAGGUGCUUAUUUACGUGAUGGUUGGAAUGUUCUAGAUUUUACAAUUGUCGUAUCUUCUUUAUUACCUUUAGUAGCCAAUAAUAAUUCCAUAAAUCUUUCAUCUUUACGUUCAUUUAGAAUUCUGAGACCACUUAGAGCUAUUUCGACUAUUAGAAGUUUAAGAGUUUUAUUAUUAACACUUUUUGGGGCAAUUCCUGAUCUUAUAAAUACAUUAAUUAUAUUAAUUUUCUUAUUCUUAAUAUUUGCUAUAGCAGGUCUCUAAUUAUUCUAAGGAAUGCUAAAAAAUAGAUGCUUUGAAAUAAAUACAGGGAUACCUCAUAUAGAUGAUAUAAUUUGUGGCGGAAUAGACUGCCCUAGUGGUUAUAUAUGUGGAAAAAUGAUGGAUAAUCCAGAUUAUGGAAUUUAUGGAGAUAGAAAAAAAAACUUGAGAUUAAAAAUGCAAUACAAAAAAUAUAAAAAUAAUAAUAAAUUUAAUAAAAAAUGA